Molecule: messenger RNA, 3037 nt
Organism: Megalops cyprinoides (Indo-Pacific tarpon)
Lineage: Eukaryota; Metazoa; Chordata; Actinopteri; Elopiformes; Megalopidae
Product: SNF-related serine/threonine-protein kinase-like
Exons: 6
Coding region: 437-2914 (825 amino acids)
Biological process (GO): intracellular signal transduction; microtubule cytoskeleton organization; protein phosphorylation
Cellular component (GO): cytoplasm
Molecular function (GO): tau-protein kinase activity; ATP binding; protein serine/threonine kinase activity
Source: RefSeq, a predicted model, not a curated record
GUGAGCUGGAGGAGAGCCGCAGCAGCUCGAGUUAUUCACCGUCGCCGGGGAACGGGGAGCUAGUGGGACAUAUAGUAAAAGCUAGCGCAGGAGGCUAGCCACUAGCUAACACAUAGCUAGCAGUUCACACUGUAGAAGGGGGGAACAGCGCUAGCUAGGUACUCUUCACACACGGUUUUGAAAUUUACGCAAUCAGUGCCGGACGAGAAACAAGAGACGCUGAUCGCACUUGACUUUCAAGGGCCAGAUUAUCUGCACGUUUUUUUGCAAAGGCUUCAAUGUUUUCUGGAGAAGGGGGUUUGUUCGAAAGCUGGCACGAUGGGCUACAGGUCAGCCGUGGACCUGCUGGAGUGAGAGAAUCCCUCCCCACGCUGUAAACCUCCUCCACACCAGAGGGCACCACCCAAACCUACCUCCCAACAGGUCACGAGCGGUCAUGGCAGGCUUCAAGCGCGGCUACGACGGCAAGAUCGCCGGGCUGUACGACCUGGACAAGACGCUGGGGCGCGGCCACUUCGCCGUGGUCAAGCUGGCCCGACACGUCUUCACGGGGGAGAAGGUGGCGGUGAAGGUCAUCGACAAGACCAAGCUGGACACGGUGGCCACGGGCCACCUCUUCCAGGAGGUGCGCUGCAUGAAGCUGGUGCAGCACCCCAACAUCGUGCGCCUGUACGAGGUCAUCGACACGCAGACCAAGCUCUACCUGAUCCUGGAGCUAGGCGACGGCGGCGACAUGUUCGACUACAUCAUGAAGCACGAGGAGGGCCUCAGCGAGGAGCUGGCCAAGAAGUACUUCGCCCAGAUCGUCCACGCCAUCUCCUACUGCCACCGGCUGCACGUGGUCCACCGUGACCUCAAGCCCGAGAACGUGGUCUUCUUCGAGAAGCAGGGCCUGGUCAAGCUGACCGACUUCGGCUUCAGCAACAAGUUCCAGCCGGGCAAGAAGCUGACCACCAGCUGCGGCUCGCUGGCGUACUCCGCCCCAGAGAUCCUGCUGGGGGACGAGUACGACGCACCGGCCGUGGAUAUCUGGAGUCUGGGUGUGAUCCUCUUCAUGCUGGUGUGUGGCCAGCCUCCCUUCCAAGAGGCCAAUGACAGCGAGACGCUGACCAUGAUCAUGGACUGCAAGUACACCGUACCUGCGCACGUCUCCGGAGCCUGCAAGGACCUCAUAAACCGCAUGCUGCAGCGGGACCCCAAGCGCCGGGCCUCGCUGGAGGAGAUCGAGAACCACGCCUGGCUGCAGGGCGUGGACCCCUCGCCCGCUACCAAGUACAACACCCCGCUGGUGUCCCACAAGAACCUGUCGGAGGAGGAACACAACAGCAUCAUCCAGCGCAUGGUGCUCGGGGACAUCGCCGACCGCGAAGCCAUCAUUGAGGCUCUGGAGACGAACAAGUACAACCACAUCACCGCAACGUACUUCCUGCUGGCGGAGAGGAUUCUCAGAGAGAAGCAGGAGAAGGAGGUCCAGAACCGAUCCUCCAGCCCCAGCAAUAUCAAAGCCCAGUUCAGGCAGUCCUGGCCGACGAAGAUCGACAUGCACCAGGACAUCGAGGACAGCCUGGCGGGACCGUCCAUGUCCCACGCCGGCGGCCCGCAGUCCCCGGCCCGCAGCGCCGAGAACCUGCUGAACGGGCACCGUAGCAAGGGGCUGCUGGACCUGGGGCGGAGGGAGGAGCCGAGCGAGCCCUCCGUCCUAUCCCUGACGUCCGGCUGCGGCUCCGCCCUGCCGCCCUGCCCCGCCCCUCCCCCCAACCCGCUCAAGCCGGCCGCCACCGCCGCCGCCUCCGCCUCCAGCAAGCAGCGCACCUGCCUGUUCCGGGUGGAGGAGGACGAGGAGGAGGAAGAGGAGCAGGAGCCGUCGCCCCUGCCCACGCAGGUGGUGCUCCGGCGCAAGCCGCCCUCCGUCACCAACCGGCUGACGUCGCGCAAGAGCGCGCCAGUACUCAACCAAAUCUUCGAGGAGGAGGGCGAGUCGGACGACGACUUUGACAUGGACGAGGGCCUGCCGCCCAAGCUGAGCCGGCUGAAGAUGAACAUGGCGUCGCCGGGCACCGUGCACAAGCGCUACCACCGGCGGAAAAGCCAGGGCCGCGGCUCCAGCUGCUCCAGCUCCGAGACCAGCGACGACGACUCGGAGAGCCACCGGCGCCGGCUGGACAAGGACACGGGCUUCGCCUACGGGUGGAACCGCAGGGACAGCAGCGAGGGGCCGCCGGGGAGCCCGGGCGGGGGGGGAGGGGGCGGGGGAGGCCAGGGCAAACCCCCGGGGGAGGGCGGCAACCCGGGGCCGGACAAGGGCAGCCCCCCCGGCGGGGGCGGGGGCGGAGGGGGCGGGAACGGAGGAGGAGGGGGGAGCGGGGCGGGAGGAGGAGGCGGCAAAGGACAGGGGAGCCCCUCCAGCUGCUCCAGCGGGAGCACCAACCAGACGGCGGGCUCCACGCGCAGCUCGGCGAAGACGGCCGGGGGCCUGGUGGAGAGCCUCAAACUCAUGAGCCUCUGCCUCAGCUCCCAGUUCCACCACCUGGCCGGGGGCGGGGUCGGGGGCGGGGGAGGGGGCGGAGGCGGCGGCCUGGGCAGGUUCAUCAUGGACCCCCAGUGCUUCUCCAACAUCCGGGUGCAGGAGCGGUCCUCCUGGCGGAUGUGCAUCGGAGGCUCCACCGGGAGCCUGGACAAGGUCUCGCUCCUCGCCUCCGCCGGCCUCGCCGGCCCCGCCCCCAAGCCCGGCGUCGACCAAUCGGCCGCCACGCUCAACGAGCUGGACCUGGCCCGGGCCAACAGCAUGAACCUGAAAAACAAGGUCCUGCAGCUACCUCUCAGUGAUAAGACCAUCUCUGUGAACAUCCAGCGCAACCCCAAGGAGGGCCUGCUGUGCCCCCCUAGCCAGGCCAGCUGCUGUCAGGUCAUAUGAUCCCCUCAGUCACCCCCUCCCCUCUGCCCGCACCAUCUGUAGCAUACUCUUACUCAACAGCGCCAUUCUUCCAGUGGCUGUGAACAACCUCUGCGCACUCCAUCACCCACCCAACACCGUCAC